Camelina sativa (false flax) is the source of this 641-nucleotide messenger RNA. NCBI's taxonomy places the organism in Eukaryota, Viridiplantae, Streptophyta, Magnoliopsida, Brassicales, Brassicaceae. The record is from RefSeq and is a predicted model, not a curated record.
CCAUGCGACCCUCUUCGUCUAAGUCGUCUUCUUCUUACUCCCUAACGUCAACGAGUUUGAGCAAUAGACUCCUAACAAUCUUUAGGAAAGCAGAACAACUCUCUGUCUUGUGUCAAAUUGAUGUGUGCGUUAUCUACUACGGACCUGAAGGAGACCUAAAAACGUUUCCAAACGAGAAAGAGAAGGUGAGAAACAUGGCUAUGAGGUACAGUCGGCUAAACGAAUCCUUGAGAAGCAAAAAACGCACACAUCUUUCUGAGUUCCUUGAGGAGAAUCCGAACAAGAGGAUGAAGACGAGUCCGAGUCCGGAGAAGAAGAAUGUGGAUGUAUUGAAGUAUCCAAUCUCUGAUCACUACUCUCCCGACCAAAUCUCCCAAUUGAUUCAGUCCUUGGAACUCAAUCUCUCUACGUCCCAACAAAGGCUUCGAUUUCUUCUUGAGUCGCACGACAAACGCAAACUACUCGACCAUCAUCAUCAGAGUUUAGCUUCAUCAUCCUCUCAGAAUCAUCAGACCCAGUCUUUGAACCCUAGCCAGCAGUUCUCGCUACUGGUGUAUAACCAUGGAGACAAUACUUUCUCUCAGAUCCCAGUCUCUGCAUCAAAUCUCAGUCAGGAUCUCUCAGCGCUACUUCAAGAAUCU